CUCAAAUCCAAUCCUAGCAAUAAUGAGGAAAAAGAAGCCCAGACUCAGCUGACAAAAUCUGAUGAGCUACAGCGCCUGCAUUCACAAGCAAUAUCUGCCUACCAGAAAGAGGAUUAUGAAGCCGCUAUUUCUCUUCUUGGUGACAUCUUGGCAGUUUGUGUUUGGGAUGCAGAGCUACGGGAACUUCGAGCUGAGUGUUAUAUAAAGGAAGGGGAACCAAGCAAAGCCAUUAGUGACUUGAAAGCUGCUGCCAAAUUAAAGAGUGAUAACACUGAAGCCUUCUAUAAAAUCAGCAGAAUAUAUUAUCAGCUGGGGGACCAUGAAUUAUCACUCAGUGAAGUCCGGGAGUGUCUGAAACUGGACCAAGACCAUAAGCAAUGUUUCUCUCUCUAUAAGCAAGUAAAGAAACUCAAUAAGCAGAUCGAGUCAGCAGAGGAAUUAAUUAGAGAAGGCAGGUAUGAAGAUGCUAUCAAUAAAUAUGAUUCUGUAAUGAAAACUGAGCCAGAUGUCCCAAUUUAUGCUACUCGUGCCAAAGAAAGGAUCUGCCACUGUUUAUCAAAGAAUCAGCAGGCUACAGAAGCCAUAAAAGUUUGUACAGAAGUUCUGCAACUGGAACCAGACAAUGUGAAUGCCCUGAAAGACAGAGCAGAAGCUUAUUUGCUGGAAGACCUGUAUGAAGAAGCUAUUAAAGACUAUGAGACUGCUCAGGCCAAUAGUGAAAAUGACCAGCAGAUUCGGGAGGGGCUGGAACGUGCCCAGAGGAUGCUGAAGCAAUCACAGAAGAGGGAUUACUAUAAAAUCUUGGGGGUAAAAAGAAAUGCUCGAAAGCAAGAAAUCAUAAAAGCUUACAGAAAGCUGGCAUCCCAAUGGCACCCUGAUAACUUCCAGACUGAGGAAGAAAAGAAGAAAGCAGAGAAAAAAUUCAUUGAUAUAGCAGCUGCUAAAGAAGUCCUCACUGACCCAGAAAUGAGGCGGAAGUUUGAUGCGGGAGAGGACCCACUGGAUGCGGAGAGUCAGCAGGGUGGGGGCAACCCUUUCCACAGGAACUGGAACACGUGGCAAGGAUUCAACCCCUUUGGUUCUGGAGGAGGACCGUUUACAUUCAAAUUUCACUUCAGUUAGAGCCAAGACUGUUUCUGGUGGCUGCUGCUUUUUUCUUUUUACUUAAUUUGUUGAAAAAUAAAAAGUCUGCCAAUUCAAGACCCAAAA
Messenger RNA from Pterocles gutturalis (yellow-throated sandgrouse), 1209 nucleotides. RefSeq names its product DnaJ (Hsp40) homolog, subfamily C, member 3 (gene DNAJC3). Gene Ontology annotation, biological process: protein folding in endoplasmic reticulum. Gene Ontology annotation, molecular function: misfolded protein binding; protein-folding chaperone binding. The record is from RefSeq and is a predicted model, not a curated record. Gene Ontology annotation, cellular component: endoplasmic reticulum. Lineage: Eukaryota; Metazoa; Chordata; Aves; Pterocliformes; Pteroclidae. The annotation marks the transcript as partial. The transcript is spliced from 8 exons.